Dentiscutata heterogama is the source of this 658-nucleotide messenger RNA. The record is from the annotation of a GenBank genome assembly. Lineage: Eukaryota; Fungi; Glomeromycota; Glomeromycetes; Diversisporales; Gigasporaceae.
UAAAGCCACUGACUCUACGAAUGGUGCUUCGGGUUCUUAUAAUCCUCCUACAGGCAUCGCAUAUUUAUAUUUUAUAACUUGCUCUGACUCACUAGCCUCGGGGUCCUGUCAGAUUGAAAACAGUCUUCAUACGUAUACUUCUUUUGACUAUCAAGUAGAAGUAUGUGGACCAAAUUAUGACAGUAUUAUACCAGCACAACCAUCUAAUGUGCCAGUUUCUACCUUAAUUCAAACAGGACUAAUGACUACAAUACCCAGUGGCAUAACAAAUGUACCUCCUACUGGCAGUUCGAAUCGAACGCCUGGCCCUGCUACUGAUAAUGCUAAUAGUCCUACUUCUAGUGGUUUAGGAUCGGGAGGAACAGCCGCUAUAGUAAUACUUACAUUGCUGUUUGUUUUUGCUCUUGGUGUAGGUGUGAUUUUAUGGUAUAGAUCAAGAAAUUUGAAAGCAAGAAGGGACGGUGCUGAAGUGAAUCAAACAGCAUCAGCAGAUCAAUCAAGAGGGUUUAAUCAGCCGCAUCCAGAAGAAAUAGUGAUAGACACUUUUGAUCAUGGGGAAGGAAGUUCAAAUCCCCCACCAACUUACAGUCAAGCAAUGGGUAAAAAAGAAUUAACAAUUGAAGAAAAACCUCUACCAUCAACUCCAACAAGUAAUUAA